AUGGAUCCGGGGAUCUUGAGUCGAGGUGACCAUGCCAUACCUCUGGCGGUCAUUGGCAUUUCAACUCGCUUUGCGCAAGAAGCCACUGACGGAGAGAAAUUUUGGGACCUCUUGCUAAGAGCGCGCCAGGCUGCCACGCCUUUCCCGAAAGACAGAUUCAAUUCUAAUGCCUUUUACCACCCUGACCCUGAGCAUGGGGGGACGUUCCAUGUCAAGGGUGCUCAUUUUCUAUCAGAGGACCCUUUGGGAUUCGACGCCCCAUUCUUCAAUGUUAAUAAGACCGAGGUCCUAACUCUGGACCCUCAACAACGCGUUGCGAUGGAGAAUGUAUAUCAUGCAUUGGAAAACGCUGGUAUCCCGAUGGAGAAGGUGAUUGGAUCGAAGACUUCUGUAAUCGCUGCCGGCUUCAACCAUGAUCAUAUGGCUCUGAUGGACGCGGACCCAGAGGUGACCUUGAAACACAAGCCCACCGGCUCCCAGCAAUCAAUUCUUUCAAAUCGGAUAAGUUGGUUUUACGAUUUCAGCGGUCCCAGCAUAACGAUUGAUACAGCAUGUUCGAGUGGCAUUGUUGCCGUCCAUCUGGCGGCUCAAAGUUUAAAGUCUGGGGAUUCCGAAAUGGCCAUCGUGACUGGAGGUAGUAUCAUCACAUAUGUCCCUGACAUUAUUGCUAUGAGUCAUUCUGGGUUUCUUGGGCCAGAAGGGAAGUGCUUUAGUUUUGACCAUAGAGCCGAAGGGUACGGUCGUGGGGAAGGCGUCGGAAGUAUUGUCAUAAAGACAUUAGAAAGUGCGAUAAGAGACGGCGAUACCAUUAGAGCAGUUAUUCGUGCUAGUGGGGUGAACCAGGACGGCCGCACGCCGGGAAUUACUCUACCGAGUAGCAAAGCGCAAUCUAAUCUUAUCCGCGAGGUGUACAGCAGAGCAUCGUUGGAUCCAAAUAUUACAAUGUUUGUGGAAGCUCACGGAACUGGAACAGCUGCUGGUGACCCAAUCGAAGCACAAGGUAUUGCCGAUGGCUUUGGCUCCACGCGACGCAACAUGCCUCUGCACAUUGGGGCGCUGAAGGCGAACAUUGGCCAUUUAGAAGGGGGUGCAGGCAUCGCAGGAGUUAUCAAAUCGAUAAUGAUCCUGGAAUCUGGAAUUAUACCCCCAAAUGUCAACCUUGAGAAGGUCAAUCCAAAGAUCCCAACAGACGAGUGGAAUAUUCACUUCCCCACUGAGUGCAUACCAUGGCCUAGAUCUGGUCUCCGGCGCGUUUCUGUUAACUCCUUUGGAUUCGGUGGCACUAAUGCACACUGCGUUCUGGAUGACGCAUUCCAUUUCCUGAAAGAAAACGGCAUUUCAGGUAUCCAUAACACACGGGAAUUGGUGCCAACUAAGAUAGAGAUCCAAGAACGUCUUUCGGCUCUGAAAAAUGCAUAUGCUAAUCGAAGCACAUCAGUUGCAAAUCUGAUCGAAGAAGGCAACUUGGCUUGCCAAAUGGUCAAGUCCCUUUCCACAAACGAGCUAGCUAUCAGAGGUAAUUCCAAAGUCCGCAAAUUAUUUCUGCUGUCGGCCUCGGAUCAAAAGGGAAUUCAUAGAGUGGCCAUGAAUCUCUGUAAAUAUCUUACAUCAAAGCAGGAUCUAGAAUCCGAGACUGCCGAAGCCCUGCUGAAUGACCUUGCGUACACACUGUCAGAAAGAAGAUCGAGGCUACGGUGGAAGAGCUAUUUGCUGGCAGACUCAAUGUCAACUCUCAAGGGAGCCCUGGCAGAUGAAAAGGUAGUAUCGAAACCCACAAGUGUUCGCCAUCCACCCAAACUUGGAUUUGUUUUCACAGGUCAGGGGGCACAGUACUGUCGCAUGGGCCAGCAACUUUUAGUCUACCCUGCUUUUCGUGAGAGCUUACAGCAAGCAUCUGAGUACAUGAAAGCCUUAGGAAGUCCUUGGUCGCUGUUAGAUGAGGUCCUCAAAGACAAAGAAAAUUCGCGCAUUAGUAUGCCAGAAUUUUCACACCCUGCCUGCACAGCUCUCCAGAUUGCGAUUGUGGACCUCCUUUCCUCAUGGGGGAUUGUUCCAGUAGGCGUUCUUGGCCAUUCUUCAGGUGAAAUUCCUGCCGCAUACUGUGCAGGUAGAAUUUCGCGUGAAGCAGCUUGGAAAGCUUCUUAUUACCGUGGAUACGUUUCUGCCAAAGAGACGAACGUCAAAGGUUCUAUGGUUGCUGUUGGCCUUGAUCAGGAGAAGCUGCGCCCCUACCUGGAAAAAGUCCAUGCACUCCAUGGUGGCGAACUUAUCAUUGCUUGUUACAAUGCUCCAAAAAAUAACACUGUUGCAGGCGAUGAGACAAUGGUUGAUACCCUGAAGAUGCUUCUUGAUGAGGACGGUGUUUUUUCUCGCAAGCUCAAUGUGCCCAAAGCGUAUCACACCGCUCACAUGAAGAGUGUUUCUGAAGAGUACCUAGAGCUGAUGGGUAACCUGCCUCCUGGUGCAAUGCUUUCAUGUGCGAAAAGCAUCUCAAUGUUUUCCUCUGUUACAGGAAAAGAAGUUGAAGACCUGGCUAUAACACCUUCAUAUUGGGUCGAUAACAUGAUUUCACCUGUUCGGUUCACAGAAGGUCUCCGUUCAAUGCUUUUCCAGGAGAUCGACGGCAAAUCUGAUAUUAACACUCGCUUCGAUGAAAUUGUGGAGAUUGGUCCUCAUGGAGCGUUGCAAUCGGCAAUCAAGGAAAUCAUUUCUACUGCUAGCCUGGAAACUUCCAUCUCCUAUUCGUCUGUUCUUGACCGCAACGAGGCCACUACAGACAAAAUACUAAUAUGUGCUGGAAAGUUGAGCUGUAAGGCGUUUCCUGUUGACCUACUAAAGGUCAACAGCUGCACUAAUUCAGGAACACAGCAGCCUCGAUUACUGGUUGACCUGCCGCCCUACUCUUUUAACCACGACGAAAAGGGGUAUUAUGAAAGCAGAUUGACGAAGAACCUUCGUUUUCGAGAGUUUCCCAGGCACCAACUUCUAGGCGCCCCUGUUCAAGACUGGACUCGACUGAGCCGUAGAUGGAGGCAUUUUUUCAGAUGCUCCGAAAACCCCUGGCUUCGAGACCAUGUAAUUACGGACUCAUAUGUUUUUCCUGGAGCCGGUUACCUAACAAUGGCUCUAGAAGCAGUUAAACAAACAGCGGGAGAGGCUGUUCAAAUAACUGGGAUAAGAUUCAAGGAUGUGAAUAUUAAAAGUGCCCUUGUGAUACCAGAUACCAAUGCUGGUGUUGAGGUCUGUCUCUCAGUCUCCCCAGUCAAUGAAUCCAAUGAGUGGGCAUCGACUGUGUGGAAAUUCUUCCAAGUGUCCUCAUACAUACCUUCUUUUAAUGAUUGGGUGGAUAACUGUACGGGUUAUAUUGCCCUUGAGUAUGAGUCUUCGGGCCCAGAUUUAGUUGGGAACGGUCGCGAGGGUCUAGAGGCCAAGCUGCAAUGGCAGCGCGCAUUGGACCAAGCCAGUGAGACAUGUGGGACCGCACUCGAUGCAGGAAAAAUCUUCGAGAACUUCGAGACAAUCGGUCUCAAGUAUGGCCCCUCGUUUAGAAAUUUAUCCAAUGUCGCCGUUAGCGGACAACGAAAAGGUACUUUCCUGGGCGAGAUAACAGUUCCAGAACUGAAUUCCAUCAUGCCCAAGGGGUAUAUUCAUCCCCAUCUCAUUCAUCCCGCAACUCUAGAUAGCACACUUGUUGCUGGCCUGGUGGCGAUUUGCGAUAAUGCGGGUCAAACCGUGUUGAAGCGACCGAUGGUACCGACAUUCAUCAAGGAAGCCUGGAUUUCGGCAGCCACGAGUUCCCAGCCUGGAAGUCAGCUUCACUGCUUUGGAGAAGCAUCUGUGACUGCAUAUGAAUCCUAUGAUUUCAACGCAAGGUGCUGGGAUGCGGCGGGCAACGAUCCUCGUAUUCUCCUUUCUGGAGUGCGAUUCAAGCCGUUGACAGCCGAAAAUGUGGCCCACAGCACACAGAUCACCUAUGGGAUGGACUGGAAGCCGUCUAUCAACAUGCUAGAGACUCCAGAGUUCCUUGGACUGGUUCCGGUUACAGCCAAAACACCUUUUGAGAAACAGCAGGAUUCGGCUGUUAAGCUGCAGCUUGCCACGAUUCUUUUGAUUACAGAUGGUUUGGAAGAUCUAAAAACCAAUCCUCCUCCUUCUCCUCUUGAAGGACAUUUGAAAAUAUAUUUCGACUGGAUGGAGCGGGUAGUGUCUGAGUUGAACGAGGGAUCACUCCUCCACGUUCCACUAGAGCUGUGGAAGACGUAUUCAGCCGACCAUAAAUUAAAAGAAGAACUCUAUCGAUCUAUCGGAGCGGAUUUCAACACGGAUGGGCAAAUUUUGCUCCGCCUGGGCUCGCACAUUGCCGCUGUUGUACGGCAGGAAAUCGACCCACUUUAUCUGAUGUUUGGCCAGGAUGACCUCAUGCCACGUCACUAUGAGGAGGUGAUACUACUCAAUGACUCUUUACAAACUGUGCAAGAGUAUCUAUCCAUCGUUCGCGAGAAUUUCAAUGGGCUUGAAAUACUGGAAGUCGGCUCCGGUACGGGUAGCUUUACUAAGCUGAUGCUGAAAUCGCUUUGCCCUAGAUCCCAAAUAGAGAAGAAAGAUGAAAUAAGCAAUAUUUCAAAAUAUACAUUCACGGAUAUCUCUCCGAGUUUCUUUUCCAAGGCGAAGGAUCGGCUCGAGCAAUGGAAAGAUAUUUUGGCGUUUCAGAAGCUGGACAUUGGAAGCGAUCCCCUGAACCAAGGCUUCUCAGCCGGUAAAUACGACCUUAUUGUCGCUAAUAACGUGCUGCACGCCACUCCUAAUUUGCAACGGACUCUUGAACACUGCCGCCUACUGCUGAAACCGGGUGGCAAGCUUUUGGUACAAGAAGGUGUCAGGCCGGAGCUCCAUUGGGUAUCGCUUGUGUUUGGUCAGCUUCCUGGAUGGUGGCUGUCCAUUGAACCCGAACGCAAGUGGUGCCCCUACAUCACCGAGCCUGAGUGGAAUGGGUACCUUAAUCGAGCGGGCUUUUCUGGUCUAGAUGUUUCUAUUCCUAGCUCGCACUACCCCGAGUUUUCACAGCUGAGCACUAUGAUCUCCACUGCUGUGGUGGACAGCUCUAAGGGCAUCGAGGGGAAUAUUAAAGAAGUCAUAAUCCUUUGCUAUAUAUCGGCGCACGAUGUCGACGUUGUGGCAAGGCUGAAGGCUGAAGUGACGCCGUUCCUGGGUGGCAUCAACUGCUUCGUGAUGCAACCGUGUGACUUGGACGGAAGGGAUGUUACUGAUUCAAUUUGCAUAUCUCUUCUAGAGCUCGAAGAGCCCCUGCUAUUUGAUAUCAUUGAUGAUGACUUUCAGCUUGUCCAACAGUUGCUUUCUACUUGUAGGAAGCUGCUCUGGGUGACGGGCGAUUCAAAUGAAGAGCCUGCGUUCAACAUGAUCAAUGGCCUGAUACGCUCAAUCCGAUGGGAGCGUGAUGCGGACAAUCUAAACUUCACGACAGUUGCCAUGGCGGACGCACGCUCUUCACCCGCGAAGGACGUUGCACAUUCGCUUGCCAAAGUUUUCCGAUAUCAAUUUCUCAGUGGACAAACAGAACACGGAAACGCCGAGUAUUUCUGGAGAGAUAAAAUGGUAUACACUAACCGCAUCACGAGUUCUCCUGCAGCCACGGACUUCUUAGUCAGACAGUUCUCAACGCCUGCUCCUGAAUUAACACGCUGGAAGGACGUCAAGCGCGCAGUAAGACUUGAGAAUGGCACGCCUGGCCUAUUGGACAAACUACAAUGGGUUACAGAUACCACGCCCUUGCUGCCUCUCGGAGACUCCGAAGUGGAGAUUGACGUACGCGCAGUCGGUCUUAAUUUCGUGGACCUCUUAACGGUGAUGGGAGAGUUGCCAUGGGAUGUUGUUGGACGAGAGGGCGCUGGAGUUGUCACCCGAGUCGGGCCCGCUGUUAGAUGGAUCCAACCUGGUGACCGCGUGGUAUAUCUCGUGGAUACACCGAAGAAAGGGACCUUCCAGACAUAUAGUCGAGUGAACGAGACUGUUGUGGCGAGAAUCCCGAAUGACAUGAGCUUCGAAGUGGCAGCUGCGUUGCCAGUCAACUAUGCCACUGUCAUAUAUAGUUUAACGAAUGUUGGCCGGCUUGCUGCGGGGGAAAGCGUCCUUAUUCACUCCGCUGCUGGCGGCGUGGGACAAGCCGCCGUCCAGUAUGCUAUGGCGAUUGGCGCCGAGGUCUUUGCGACGGUGUCGACGCCUGAGAAAAAGGAAUUCUUGAUGCGCGAGUAUGGUGUUCUGGAAGACCAUAUCUUCUCCAGCCGAAAUUUCAGCUUCGUCAAGGGCAUCAAGCGGCUGACCGGCAAUGUCGGCGUGGAUGUGGUUUUGAACUCUCUGUCGCGCGAGGCGCUUCGUCGAUCGUGGGAGUGCCUCGCGCCCUUUGGCCGGUUCAUCGAGAUCGGCAAGAAAGAUCUCAUUGCAGGCGGAAAGCUCGACAUGUCGCCCUUUUUGCGCAACAUCACCUUCGCUGGCGUGGAUCUGCUGUCGCUGGCGGAGCAUAAACCACGGAUCGUGCAGCAGCUUCUUCAAGAGACGCUCCGGCGGUGGGAAGAGAAGACCAUCACCGGUGCUCGGCCGAACACGGAGCUGAGCUAUGCUCAACUCGAAGAGGGCAUGCGUAGGCUCCAGUCGGGUAAGCAGAUGGGCAAGAUUGUCUUUACGCCUCAGCCAGAAGACCUCAUCCCAGUGGUCCCCGAGACGCCACCACCGUACACAUUUGCGCCUGAUGCGUCUUAUAUUCUUGCUGGCGGCCUUGGGGGCAUUGGAAGGAGCUUAGCGAAAUGGAUGGUGUCGCGGGGCGCCCGGAGUUUGAUCUUCCUUUCUCGCUCUGGAAACAUCACGGAGCCGGUGGCGGAGAUGAUGGCGUCUGUGGAGAGCAGGGGCUGCAGCGUGAAGGUGUUCAAGUGCGAUGUAGCUGAUGUCGAGCGGUUGCGGGAGGUAGUCGAGGAGUGCGGGCAGACGCUGCCUCCAGUCAGGGGGUGCAUUCAAUGCUCGAUGAUCUUGAGGGACGGCUUGUUCGAGAACAUGAGUUUCGCCGACUGGGUGGCCGUGACGAAGCCCAAGGUGCACGGCUCGCUGAACCUGCACCACGCGCUGCCCGCCAGCCUGGACUUCUUCCUGAUGCUGUCGUCGGUCGGCGGCAUCAUGGGCGCGCGAAGCCAGGCUAACUACUCGGCGGCCAACACGUACGAAGACGCGCUCGCGCGGUCGCUCGUGGCGCGCGGCGUGCGGGCGGCCAGCGUCAACCUGGGCAGCGUGCUGUCGGUGGGUUUCGUGGCUGAAAACAAAGACUACACGCGGCACGUUGCGAAGACCAUCGGCGCGAUGCGCGAGGACGAAGUGCACGCCAUCGUCGAGUACCUCAUCGAUCCUCGCUGCCCACUGACGGCGUCGACGUGCCAGGUGAUCUUUGGCCUCAACACCGUGCGGUCGUUCCGCGACCGCGGCAUGCCAGCCCCCGAGUGCUUCAACUACCCGUUGUUCAACCUCCUGCGCGACUCGGCGGCGGCCUCGGGCGACCACGGUGCCCGCGACGCCCAAGUCUACCACGUCCAGGCGCUGCUCGCGGCCGCGCGAAACCGCGCCGAAGCCACGGACGUCGUCGCCGGCGGCAUCCUCCGCAAACUCGCCGUGCUGCUCAACGUGCCCGCGGACCAGAUCGAGGCGGCCAAGUCGAUCCGCGCCAACGGCGUCGACUCGCUGAUUGCCAUGGAAUUCCGCACGUGGCUGGCGAAGGAGCUGGGCGCGGAGAUCCCGCUCAUUGAGCUUAUGGCCGAAGCGAGUAUUCACGAUCUGAGCACGAAGGUGUCUGGGUUAAGUAAGUUCGUGCAGCAAGGGUGA
Messenger RNA from Ophidiomyces ophidiicola, 7878 nucleotides. RefSeq lists its product as uncharacterized. The transcript is spliced from 7 exons. The record is from RefSeq and is a predicted model, not a curated record. Gene Ontology annotation, biological process: fatty acid biosynthetic process; secondary metabolite biosynthetic process. Bases 1 to 7878 code for a protein of 2625 amino acids. Lineage: Eukaryota; Fungi; Ascomycota; Eurotiomycetes; Onygenales; Onygenaceae. Gene Ontology annotation, molecular function: phosphopantetheine binding; oxidoreductase activity; 3-oxoacyl-[acyl-carrier-protein] synthase activity.